AUGGCCGAGUUCUUACUGCCUGGUACCAACAACUUCCGUAAGUUCACUUGCGAAUCCUUGGCUGUUAUUGAAAAGAGAAUUGCUGCCAAGAAGACUUGUCGAGGAAAUACUAUAGACCAGAAAUCUGAUGAGAAACCGCGGCCUCAACUUGACCUAAAAGCUUUCCAGAAGUUACCAGCUCUCUACGGAAAUCCUCCUCCAGAGCUCAUUGGGGAACCACUGGAGGAUCUUGACCCAUACUACAAAGACAGUAAGAUUUUCAUAGUGCUAAACAAACAGAAAACAAUCUUCAGAUUUACAGCUACACGUGCCUUAUGGAUCCUCAGUCCUUUCCAUCCAAUCCGAAGAACAGCAAUUAAAAUUUUAGUACAUUCAUAUCCUUUUUCUUCCAAGCCCUCUCAACCCCCUUCAUGGAAUGAAUCCUCUAAGACUUCUCAAUCCUCUUCAUGGAACAAGUAUGUCGAAUUUACUUUCACUGGCAUUUACACUUUUGAAUCACUGAUAAAAAUAUUGGCAAGAGGCUUUUGUCUAAAUGAGUUCACUUUCCUUCGAGAUCCCUGGAACUGGUUGGAUUUCAGUGUUAUCAUUAUGGCGUACGUGGGAGCAUUUAGUAACUUGGGGAGUGUAUCCGUCCUUCGGACUUUCAGGGUUCUGAGAGCUUUAAAAACCAUUUCAGUAGUCCCAGGACUCAAGAUCAUUGUGGGGGCACUUAUUCAAUCAGUUAAGAAACUUGCUGAUGUGAUGAUCCUAACUGUUUUCUGCCUGAGUGUCUUUGCCCUCAUAGGCCUCCAGCUGUUUAAGGGCAAUCUAAGACAAAAGUGUGUCAGGAACUCUACAGAGUUCAAUAAAAUACCUUAUCUCCUUAACAAAACGUGGGACUCCUAUGAAAUGUUUCUUAAUGAUUCAGCAUACUUUGCUAAGAAAGAAGGCACGUCAGAAAUUUUGCUAUGUGGUUCUGGUGCUGGGACCUGUCCUCCAGACUAUACAUGCUUGAGAAUUGGGCCAAAUCCUGAUUAUGAUUUCACUAGUUUUGAUACGUUUGGCUGGGCUUUUCUUUCCUUAUUCCGCCUGAUGACCCAGGACUACUGGGAGCGUCUGUACCAGCAGACUCUCAGAGCUUCUGGGAAGGUUUACGUACUCUUCUUCAUGCUGGUCAUCUUUCUGGGCUCAUUUUAUCUAGUCAACUUGAUUCUGGCUGUAGUAACAAUGGCAUAUGAAGACCAGAACAAGGCCACCAUUGCUGAAACAGAGGCAAGGGAAAGGAAAUUUCGGGAAGCCAUGGAAUUAUUACAGAAGGAGCAGGAAUCAUUGGCCAUUAAAGGAAUUGAUAUCCUGUCAAUUAGCUCCCUUGAAGCCUCUUCUCUGUCUGCCAAAGAAAUCAAAGACAGAAGCAAUAGAAAAAAGAGAAAUAAAUCCUUGGGGGUAGAAGAUAAUGAAGAAGAACAAGUCCCCAAGUCACAGUCCACAGACAUUCAACGAAAGUUGUCCUUCCUUGGCCUGGUGUAUGGUCCCAACGCAAAUCAGGACAAACGCAGACUUAGCCAUGGGAGUGUCUUCAAUUUCCAAAUACCAGCUUUAGAAGUGGAUUCCAGGCCAGAUUUCAGCGAUGAGGAAACCCGCAGGGCUGGGGAACGCGGCAUCCAGCAUCGGUCGCUGUCGGUUGCGCAGAUGGGAAGACGUCCCAGCGUGCAAAGUCAGAUGAGCCACAGCUCUCGCCCCAGCACCCCCAACUGCGUGCGGAGCAGGGCCAACGGGGACGACUGCCACGGCAUGAUUUCAGUGAUGGGAGGAGGAAGCAGCAGGGUGCACAGCCUAGAUCCAGUGUCUUCUGAAGGCGUGAUGCUUCCGCCGGUAAUGGAAGACCUGGGAAAAAGGGAUAUGCCAGCUGUAAGUGAUGAGAACAGCGUGAUGCAUUUGCCUCCUCAUCUGUCAGUGGAGUACUUUAACGAGGCACUUCAGAGACAAAGGGCAGCAAGUGUAGUCAGCAUAAUUACCAGUGUCUUGGAGGAACUUGAAGAAUCUCAGCGGAAAUGCCCACCAUGCCUGAAUGAUUUUGCUUUAAAAUAUCUGAUCUGGGACUGUUGUCCGCUUUGGUUGAGAAUCAAGAAAAAAGUGGCUGCUUUCAUGAAGGAUCCUUUUAUUGACCUCACCAUCACUGUUUGCAUUGUGAUGAACACUUUGUUCAUGGCACUGGAGCACAAUAAUAUGUCAGAUAGUUUCAAAUUGAUGCUUAAUGUAGGCAACUUGGUUUUUACAGGAAUCUUCACUGCAGAAAUGAUCUUAAAAAUAAUUGCUCUAGAUCCCUAUUAUUAUUUUCAGCAGCCCUGGAAUAUUUUUGAUGGUGUAAUUGUCACAUUGAGUUUAAUUGAACUGAGUUUACCCAAACACAAAGGCAAGAAAGAAAGGAGAAAAGGAGGAACCCUGUCAGUUUUACGAUCUUUCAGACUGCUGAGGGUCUUCAAACUGGCAAAGUCCUGGCCAACUUUAAACACUCUAAUUAAAAUAAUUGGUAACUCCUUGGGAGCACUGAGUAAUCUGACCCUCGUCCUGGCAAUCAUCGUUUUCAUUUUUGCUAUAGUAGGGGUGCAGCUUUUUGGGAGAAGUUAUUGGGAGAAUCGCUUUAAUAUAACCAAAGAUGGCAAGCCACGCUGGCACAUGAUGGACUUUUUUCACUAAAUUGUCGUUUUCCGAAUUCUGUGUGGAGAAUGGAUUGAGACCAUGUGGGACUGCAUGGUGGUUUCUGAACCACCGCUGUGCCUUCUUGUCUUUCUGCUGGUCAUGGUGAUAGGAAAUUUAGUG
Messenger RNA from Apaloderma vittatum (bar-tailed trogon), 2799 nucleotides. Its product is annotated as sodium channel protein type 5 subunit alpha-like. NCBI's taxonomy places the organism in Eukaryota, Metazoa, Chordata, Aves, Trogoniformes, Trogonidae. Gene Ontology annotation, biological process: neuronal action potential; membrane depolarization during action potential; sodium ion transmembrane transport. Gene Ontology annotation, molecular function: voltage-gated sodium channel activity. Gene Ontology annotation, cellular component: voltage-gated sodium channel complex; plasma membrane; axon. The annotation marks the transcript as partial. The transcript is spliced from 15 exons. The record is from RefSeq and is a predicted model, not a curated record.